AUGUACCCCCUCGACUUUCGCUCCUUGGAGCGAGCCACUGCACAGCUCAUCACCGUCUAUAAAGCUCUAUACCAUGUCGACAACGAUCAAACGGACGAGCAUCCUACUAUGCCCACAACGAGGCAACCAGAGCCCCCCAUAAGCUCUGCGCAAGUGAUUCGACCGACUCCUCUUCGCCCAGCAUCGCUCAGGGCAAUGGGCGAAGACCCACUCGACCUAUCGGUUCAGAGUCGUCAAACUGUCAUCCACAAUAGUGCCCUUUCACAAAAAACAUCAAACAAUCCUCAGACUGUGCUACCUAUAUGCACAGAGGAAAAACUGAAAGCAGAAUGGAUUGCUCUAAAGCUCGCAGCUUCAGCAGGCAGCAACAGGAUGUCCUAUCCAAGGGAGUUCAAACUCAUGGUCAUCGACUACUACCACAAUAAUGGUCAGAAUAAAUAUCGCACUUGUAAAGAAUUCCAAAUCACAAAGUCUAUGCUGAAUGGAUGGCUAUCGAAGGUAGGGUAA
Messenger RNA from Strongylus vulgaris, 507 nucleotides. The record is from the annotation of a GenBank genome assembly. Lineage: Eukaryota; Metazoa; Nematoda; Chromadorea; Rhabditida; Strongylidae.